Rubroshorea leprosula is the source of this 489-nucleotide messenger RNA. NCBI's taxonomy places the organism in Eukaryota, Viridiplantae, Streptophyta, Magnoliopsida, Malvales, Dipterocarpaceae. The record is from the annotation of a GenBank genome assembly.
ACCUUCAUGCUUUAAUUUAAAGCAGAGCAUAUAAGAUUGCACAUAGAUCACCAAUCCAACAAAGCGAGAACAUGGCAUUUAUGCAGUGUUUAGAAAUGCAUCCCAGCCGGGAGAUGACGGUAGACGAGUUCAAAGCCUGGCUCCAGCAGUUUGAUACUAAUCAUGACGGACAGAUCAGCCGAAGAGAGCUUAAUAAUGCUCUCCAUAGCAUGAGAACAUGGUUUGCAUGGUGGAAGGCACGGCAGGCGAUGAAAGCAGCAGAUGUCAAUCAUGAUGGUCGGAUUGACAACGGUAUGGAAAUUGAGAAGCUUUUCAAUUAUGCUCAACAACGUUUGCACAUGAAAAUCUGCCAAAGUGAUUGGUAAUGUUUUGAAUGUUAAAGUUUUAUCAAAUGUGUAUAUCUCUUUUCUUGUGACAAAAUGUAUCUUUGGAUUUACUAUAAUUAAUACUUACUCAUUUUCUUCUUCACAAUAAAAAAGAGUUUCCUAG